Molecule: messenger RNA, 3443 nt
Organism: Octopus sinensis (East Asian common octopus)
Lineage: Eukaryota; Metazoa; Mollusca; Cephalopoda; Octopoda; Octopodidae
Product: negative elongation factor D
Exons: 16
Coding region: 260-1987 (575 amino acids)
Biological process (GO): negative regulation of transcription elongation by RNA polymerase II
Cellular component (GO): nucleus; NELF complex
Molecular function (GO): RNA binding
Source: RefSeq, a predicted model, not a curated record
AUGGAAUAAAAGCAUCAAAAGGAAAGAAAAAAAAUAUAUGUUUAUCAUGUAGCCGGAAGUGACCCUUCGCACACGAGCGGAUGUGACCCUUUAACUCUGUGUUGCUGUGGAAGUUAUCCUUUACUCUCACCUGCCGCCAACGUGAAUUGUUUGAAGUGUUAAAAAUUGUUUAUAUAUAUAAUCAAGCCCUUGCAGUGGUGGUUUUCUUGUUUCUAACAUAUUCCGGGUUUUCUGUGGAAUAACCAGCUAUCUCUGAAGAAUGGCCGAAGAAGCAUACGAAAUUGAGUGGGACGAUGAGACGGGUUCACCAAUGCAAGAAAAUGAUGAUGAAGAUGAGCGAGUCCAGGAAGAAUGCUUGAACGUCCUUUCAACAGAUGAUAGCAUUAUGGAACCUGGAGUGUUUCAAGUAUUGAAAAGAUUUUUGCAAGCAGGAGGGUCUCCAGAACGUGUAGUAGAAUUGCUUUCUAAUAACUAUAUAGCUGUGGCACAAUGUGUUAACUUAUUGGCUGAGUGGCUUAUUCUAGUUGGUGCUGACUACAAAGAAGUUCAAGAGAGAGUUGAAACAUAUCUGAAAGAAAUGAUUUUAAAAUGUUUUGACCCAAAGAAAGCCGAUUCUAUUUUCUCAGUCGAAGGAGAGGUCCCUUCAUGGUUGGCAGAAAUGGUUGAAUUUUCUACUUGGCGUACAUUAUUUUACAAAUUGGCUGAAGAAUAUCCUGACUGUCUUAUGCUUAACUUUACCAUCAAAUUGAUAUCGGAUGCUGGUUACCAAGGGGAGAUAACCUCAGUAUCUACAGCGUGCCACCAGAUUGAGGUUUUCUCACGGGUCUUGAGAACAUCAAUCACUACAUUCCUUGAAGGAGGUGAAGAAGCACUGGAAAAAAAUUUACCAGAAUUUACGAAAAUGGUGUGCCAUGGUGAACAUACUUACCUAUACAGCCAAGUGUUGAUGCAGUUGUUGUCGCAGGAGAUAAAAGGGGGAUCAAACUUGAGAAGAUUGUGUCAAGAGUUACAGAAAUGUGCAAAUGACAGAGGACUUGAUGUUACACCAAUUACUAUGGCACUGAGUGGAGCAGCAGCCUAUCCCCGUGCCUGUCAGGCACUCUCAUGCAUGUUGUCUCGGCAGUCAUUAAACCCGGCAGAUAUUACCAUUUUGUUUAAGCGUUAUUCUGAAGGAAACCCUCCACCAGUAGAAUUGAUCCGGGUGCCAGCUUUUCUUGAAUUACUUAUUGAAGCCUUGUUUAAACCUGGUAGUCGUACCAUCAACCGUGAACACAAACCAAAAUACAUCUAUCUAUUAGCGUAUGCUGCUAGUGUUAAUGAUACAUACAAAAAAGGUGUGCGGAAAUAUGUUAACAAAGAUGAGCUGAAACCAACUGUUCAAGCUUUGGAAAAAACCCAGACAUUAUGUAGUGAAAAUAAAGGUUCAUCGGAAUUAAUUGCUGAUAUAAACACUUUGUUCCAAUGUAUACGGUUUUCAGUAGUGGCAAUGGGUGUUCUACGUUGGGUUGAUUAUACAGUAUCAGAUAAAAGCUAUUUCAAACUCAACACUGAUCACACUCCUUUACAUCUGGUUCUUGUGGAUGAGAUUGUAACUAGUCACAUGCUGCUACAUCAGAAAGCCCUUGACCUUUUAAUUCGAUUAUUUGAAGCCUCCUAUGAAGAACUUGAUGUUUUAGUUAGAUUGGAACUAAAGAAAACUGUCCUCGAUCGAAUGGUGCAUGUUUUCAGCCGUGGCUGUGUCAUUCCCGUUGUGAGUUACAUAAGAAAGUGUCUUGAGAAACAAGAUACCGACAUCUCUUUGAUACGUCAUUUUGUUACAGAGGUUCUUGAUAUGAUUACACCUCCCUAUACUGCUGAGUUUGUCCAGUUACUGUUACCUCUCAUUGAAAAUGAAGAUAUCACAGGUUCUUUAAAAGUUGAAGAUGGAACUGAUCCAGUCACAGAAUUUAUUGCUCACUGCCGAUCAAAUUACAUCAUGGUAACGUGAAAGAUAAUUUACCUAGUGGUAGUUAAAGGACGAGCAUGAACUGGAUUUCAAGACAAACAAAUGUGAGACAAUAAAGCUGAACAUUAUGCCUUCUUUGAAGCCAUUCAUAUCCAUUGCAACAGGAAUAUCUGGAAAAAUGUCAGUCUUUACUUAACAUCACUGACUAAGCUGACUAGAAAAAUACUAAAUGUCUCUGUUACAUCUUUUGACCAGUUUGAUCGUUAUUGAGAAUAAUGAUAUUUUACCAAAAAUAUUUCUAUUUUACUAUCAAUUUAGUCAUAAACAGAAUCUUGGUUUCCAUACUUUCAAAUCUGACUGUAAGAUACAGAGAUUCUGUUUCUGGUUAAUUUUUUCACUGUGAUGGUGGUAGUGCUGGUGGUUGAUGUUUGGUUAUUAAUAAUUCAUAAUGUUGUUUUCAAUUUUUGUGAGUCCCUUCCGAAUUGGUUUAUGAAAAUAGUAAAAAUCUAAUAGUGAUUCAAAACUUAGUUUAAAUGAACUAUUUUUGCCUGCCUGUUGUGGUUUUUUUUUUUUUUUUUUUUACUGUGUGUGAAAUAUAAUUUUAAUUCUUUAGAAUUAGAAUAGAAUUAUGAUGCUAUUUAAAUCAAUAGUUAACAAAUAGUCUCUUAUUUAAAUACCAACUACAGUGAUGGUAAUGUUAUGAUCUUGUGCAUACAUUAACUCCUGGUAUUCUGAUUGUUAUAACAUUGAAAAUUAGUAACUACUACUUAAGCUGGAAAAUAAGUCUCAGUUCUUCAAGGGACCAACAUUUGAAGUCUUUAGAUUUCUUUCUCAGGACUGUCCAUAUUUAAACUGUUAUAAGUUUUUACAUUCAUUCCAUUAUUAGCUUUAGAAAAGUGUAGCCUCUGAUGCUCUCUGUCUCUCUUUCUCUCUCUCUCUCUCUCUUAUAUAUAUAUAUAUACACACACACAGAGCAGAGAACCAAUCUUAAUUUUAUCUGAAACUUUGUAAUCAGGGGUGUGAAUGGUUCAGCUGAUGUUAAAUCAUAUGAGAGAUAGAUUCAAGUGUCAUGAAAAAAAUACUGAGCUAUGAAUAUGAAAAGUUCUGUUAAGCAUCAUGAAUAAUUCAGCUAACGUUUAAACUAUAUUGGUAUUUUGAAUUCAUAUCCGUUUUCCUUCUUGAUAAAUCGAUGGAGACCCUUAGUAUUAUGGAUUAUCUCAUCAAAUCAAUGUUGCUGAUCUUCCUGAUUUGUCUUCAGUUGUAGGUACUUGUCCCUCAUUUGUUGUAUUUUGACUCUAAUUUCCUCUUCUAUAAGGGACCUUUAUUAUAAAGCUACCAAUACUCAUUGCUACAUCCACAUCCUAAUGUGCUAUUGCCUGUGCGAUGCCACUGAUCUGAUCAACUAUCAUUAUUUCAUCCAAAACUCAAAAACAAUACAUCUGAUAUCUGGAAAAUAAAUUAUUUUUACAUUAAAAAGAACAAAAACCUAACAACUUCA